Drosophila virilis is the source of this 1901-nucleotide messenger RNA. RefSeq lists its product as uncharacterized. Gene Ontology annotation, cellular component: cytoplasm; mitochondrion. The record is from RefSeq and is a predicted model, not a curated record. Gene Ontology annotation, molecular function: L-malate dehydrogenase (NAD+) activity. NCBI's taxonomy places the organism in Eukaryota, Metazoa, Arthropoda, Insecta, Diptera, Drosophilidae. Gene Ontology annotation, biological process: carboxylic acid metabolic process; tricarboxylic acid cycle.
UUGGCAGGAGUUUUCAUUUUUUAGCUAAAAGAAAUUGUUAAUUGUUCCAUAAUCAUAAAAUUUCUUAGAGGUAAAAGGUAAAAUUCUAAUAGCCAAAAUAAAUACAAGAUGCUGGGAUGCGCCUGCACGUGCUUAAAGGUGAUGCUCAAGGCACAGAACAGCUCUGCAGUCGUCCAGAGGAAAGGCAACUGGUCCUGGAAUGGGCUUGGCGUGCGCAACUACAAGGUGACGGUGGUGGGCGCGGGUGGCGGCAUUGGGCAGCCGCUGUCCAUGCUGCUCAAGCAAAAUCCGCUGAUUGAUGAACUCACGCUGCAUGAUGUGGGCGACAUAAAGGGCGUGGCCGCUGAUCUGUCGCACAUCUGCACCUCGACGCAGGUGGACUUUUUCGAUGGUGUCAAACAGCAGGAGCUGAUCGAUUCGCUGCACGAUUCGCAUGUGGUCGUGGUGCCAGCCGGGCUGCCACGCCAGCCGGGCAUGACGCGGGAUCAGCUGGAGGACGCCAACUCCGGCGUGGCAAUGGCUGUGUCCUGUGCCGUGGGCAUGGCUUGCCCCGAGGCGCUGCUGGCCUUCAUCACGAACCCGAUAAACACCAUAGUGCCCAUUGCCGCGGAAUUUCUUAAGGCCAAAGGUGUCUUUGAUCCGAACCGCCUGUUCGGCGUCACAAGCCUGGACGUGGUGCGUGCCAAAACCUUCAUUGCGGACUACAUGAACAUUGAUCCGGCCACGGUUGAAAUUCCGGUCAUCGGCGGCCAUGCAGGCAAAACCAUACUGCCGAUCUUCUCGCAGUGCUCGCCCAAAUUCACCGGCGAGGAUGAGGACGUAAAGCGGCUGACGGAGCGCAUACAGGAGGCCGGCACCGAGGUGCUUAAUGCCAAGGCAGGCAAGGGCUCCGCCACUCUCUCGAUGGCCUAUGCCGCCGCCUACUUCGUCAACGCCUUGCUGCGUGGCCUGAACGACGAGCCGGGUGUAAUCGAAUGCGCCUACGUGGCAUCCGAUGCCACGGAACUGGCAUUCUUGGCCACGCCGCUGGAGCUGGGCCCCAACGGCAUCAAAAAGAAUCUGGGUCUGCCCAGCCUGAAUGCCGACGAGGAGGCGGCCCUCCAAAAGUUGCUGCCCGAGCUGCGUCAGAACAUUGAACGGGGCAUAAGCUACGCAGCAAAGAUAAUCGAUGCCGCCAAGCCUGACCAGGAGCCGAUCAAGGAGCCCGAUUGCAAAGUCGAAGACUCGGCGAAAUAUGCUCAGAGCAACUAGGAAACAAUUUACGCUAAUCUACAAACGACAUCUUGACGCAGUUCCUCAUUCAUUAAAUGUAAAACACACACACACACACACACACACACACACACGCACGCACAUACAUAUACAUAUGUGCAACUAGUCAAACAGUAUGCUGUGUCUGGGGUCGUCGCAGUCAAUUGGUGAAACAUCAUGCUGCCGCUGCUGAUAAGUGAUUGCAUAGGCGCCAACUGAUUACAAUGCUGGCAUCAUCAUCUGGGGGAAUCCGUGCCCGUCGGCCUCCACGAUGCAAUGCCAACCGCUCCAACCGAACCAACCAUUCAUUUAUUCUGCUAUGCGUAUUUUGCGGCAACUGCUCAAAAUAAUUAUUUUGAAUAUCGAUUUGGAAAAUUUUGCUGUAGGAUGCACGCUUUGGUUAAAUGAUUUCAACGUGGGAAUCCCCGCAAUUUAUUGCACAACUCAAUUAAUUCAGUUCAUUUAAAAACUUUUAAUUUAACAUGUUUUUCUUUUUUAAUAAUCAGCGAAAUGGCAAAUUCCCCGAAGAAAAAUGCGUCACAAGACGAACUCAAUCACGUAAUAGAUUCAAAUAAUAAUUUUCCAUGUAAAAUGAUUCGAAUAAAUGUAAUUUCAUUGUUGCAAAGCAAAUGCUUCGGUCACAACACCAA